This is a messenger RNA of Heterostelium album PN500, 642 nucleotides long. RefSeq lists its product as uncharacterized. The transcript is spliced from 2 exons. NCBI's taxonomy places the organism in Eukaryota, Evosea, Eumycetozoa, Acytosteliales, Acytosteliaceae. The coding region runs from base 1 to 642 and encodes 213 amino acids. The record is from RefSeq and is a predicted model, not a curated record.
AUGAAUGAAUUACUAAAGAGAUUAGAGGAGAAUGUAUCUCCAAUACCAUUUCUUAAAAAAGAUGAUACUACAAAUGAAAGUACAGAUUCAAAUAGAUUGUCUAUUUUGAAUAACAAUGAUUUGAAAAGUGAUUUAUAUGAUUCUUUUAGUUUGGUUGGUGGUAUUGAUUAUUUGGCAGAUCAAUUUAUCAGUCAGCAUCAACAAGAUAUUCUAAAUAAAACCCAAGAGAAUAUCGAUCAAAGUCAUGAAUUCAAUACAAAGAGACAACAUUUAGAGCUAAAUGAAGAUCAACAAAACAACAACAACACCACCUUGGAGCAUGAUUUGACACCAGAUGAAGUUGAAUAUAUUUUGAAUUUGAAUCAAAUGGUCAGUAGCUUUCAAACAUCAAUGGAGAAGGUUGUCCAAGAAUUUAGAUCAGAGAUUGAAAAGGGUCUUGAUGAGUAUUGCAAGAGUAACUAUGAGGAAAUUCAGAUUACAUCAGAUUCACUGAGACAGUUGAUCGAAACCAUGAAACAGAAAUUGAAACAAAACAAUAGAAUUCGAGAUAAGAUAUUAUCUUUUAGAGAGGAGAUCAAAUCAUUAUAUCAAAUGGUGUGUAAUAGUCAACAACAACAACAACAACAUGAAGAACAACAAUGA